Lachnellula hyalina is the source of this 1323-nucleotide messenger RNA. RefSeq names its product 1,3-beta-glucanosyltransferase (gene gel4). The record is from RefSeq and is a predicted model, not a curated record. Gene Ontology annotation, molecular function: 1,3-beta-glucanosyltransferase activity. Gene Ontology annotation, biological process: fungal-type cell wall (1->3)-beta-D-glucan biosynthetic process. The coding region runs from base 1 to 1323 and encodes 440 amino acids. Gene Ontology annotation, cellular component: fungal-type cell wall; cytoplasm. Lineage: Eukaryota; Fungi; Ascomycota; Leotiomycetes; Helotiales; Lachnaceae. The transcript is spliced from 3 exons.
AUGUUCGCGAACAUGUUGGUUAAGAGCGCGCUGCUUGCAAGCUUCGCUAUCAGUGCUACAAAUGCCAUUGCCACCAUCACUACCUUGGGCAACAAGUUCUUCGAUAGCGAUGGCAAUCAAUUCUUCAUGAAAGGUGUUGCGUACCAAUUGACCGAAAAGGACCCCUUAAUCAACGAGGAUCAAUGCAAACUCGAUGCCUCCCUCAUGAAAGAUCUAGGCGCGAAUACAAUCCGAGUUUACCACGUCGAUGCGUCUGGUGAUCACGAUGGGUGUAUGUCUGCAUUUUCUGACGCUGGUAUAUAUCUUUUGGUGGACUUGGAUACUUUCAACACUGCUAUCAAUCCCAUUGUUGCUUCCUGGAACCAAACACAAUUCGAACGCUACUCUGCCGUCAUGGACGCCUUCGCCAACUACGACAACACAAUGGGGUUUUUCGUUGGGAACGAAGUUGUAGCCCUCAACAACCAAUCCCUCGCCGCACCCUACGUUAAAGCUGCAGCGCGGGAUCUUAAAGCCUACAGAAACUCCAAAAACUACCGCGAAAUCCCCGUCGGCUACUCUGCAGCAGAUAUCGCUGAAUUGCGACCAAUGUUGCAAAACUACUUGGCUUGCGGCACAAACUCCUCAGAAAGCAUCGAUAUGUUUGGCUUGAAUGCAUACGAGUGGUGCGGCGACGUAAACCUCCAAACCUCCGGCUACGACACCCUCAACACCUACGCGAAAUCCCUCAACAUCCCCAUCUUCUUCUCUGAAACAGGCUGUAAUACCAAUCGACCCCGUACCUUUGACGACCAGUCUGCCAUCCUCGGCCCAGAUAUGAACGAUAAUUGGUCUGGUGCGAUUGUGUACGAGUGGAUUCAGGAAGCUAAUACGUAUGGUCUGAUCUCGUAUGGGUCGACGGUGGCUGCUACGGCUGUCGCGACUAACGUCCAAGGUGGCUUCUCAAUCGCUGGGACACCCACUCCGGUUAGUCCUGAUUUCUCGAAUUUGCAGGCACAGUGGAAGACUCUUACGCCAUCUGGUGUGCAAUCCUCGACGUUCACACCAAGCAUCACGGCACCUGCAUGCCCUGCUUCUACUUCCGGUGGCUGGCUGGUUGACGGAGAUGUGAAGCUGCCUAGUGUGGGCGAGACAGAGGUAACAGGCACUGCGACGGCGACGGCGACGGCGACUACCUCGGGGACUGUAAGCGCGACGGGAACUGCGGCGAGUGCGAGUGCUACCGGAAAGAAGGGCGGUGCGAAUACGAAUGGUGGGAAAGAGGUUGCGGGGAUGGCGGUUGGAUUGGCUGGUGUUAUGGUAGGGUUUAUUUACUGGCUAUAA